Marchantia polymorpha subsp. ruderalis is the source of this 1834-nucleotide messenger RNA. The record is from the annotation of a GenBank genome assembly. Lineage: Eukaryota; Viridiplantae; Streptophyta; Marchantiopsida; Marchantiales; Marchantiaceae.
CAUGUCCAACAAUUGACAGUUGCAAGAACGAGUAUCAUUCCCUAUCGCGGAAUCCAUUGUAAUGACGGACUCCAAAUUUUGUCAGUUAAAUCCUGAUGUAUUCACUUCGACAUGUGUCUCUGUACGUGGCAGUACACAGUGGGGCAAGAUGGCGGCACACUCAACCCUUGCGUGUCUGGGUGUCGGUUCUCGUUUUUCCAUAUAUGUACAGUGGAGAGAAAGUAACGAGUUUUGAGGUAGACGAGUAUCUUCGCAGGAAAAGUAAAAAAGCACAGGUUGAGUCUGAUCCCGCAAGGCAGUUUUUCUACCUCUUCAGGUAGUGCACAAGAGAGCAGAGAAGAGAGUAUAGAGUUUCAGGUUAGAAGCUCAUCAGAGUGAGUUGUCACAAGCUAGAGAAAUAGUUAGUUCGUAGUGGCAACUUGAUAGUUUUUGUUCCUAGUGGCAACUUGAUCGUUCUGCCGAGCAUGAGCAUACAUAGCAGUACAAGGAAGAUUCAACAGAGAGCUCAGGUGUCUGAAACGGGAUGCACAGGUUCUGUAAAUCGGUAAGGGAUUUUCAAAACCAGUGACACCGAAGUUUGAUUCCACUACCACCAGAGAGUCCAACGAAUUGAGUUGAGUUCUGGUGUGCUCUGAUGUAUUGUGCUAUGUUCUACUGUGUUGUGUCAUCGUUGAGCUGCAAGUCUGUCAAAUUUUAGGUUAGGUCUGAGAAUGAUCUCAGACCUAGACAGAACUUGGCGGCAGAGAUCAGCUUUAGAAAAGAGUGAGUAUAGCCGUCUGGUCCGAUGAGCUCAUUUGUGCAAUGCGGAAGGCUCCGAAACAGAAGAGAGCCUUGAAGGCCUCACCUUCCAGCAAAUGCAGCUUGAAGGUCUGCACAGCGAGGCCAAAUACAAGUAGUACUGGGUACUCGGCAGCGAACCUUGACCAUAAAAAACCAGUGUCCUGCAAUGGAAGCUCCCACAUCCCACUAGCAGGGCUCGCGGUAGGUCAGUGUCGCAUUCUAGAACGCCCACGCUCUAGCUGUCGAUGGUUUAUCCGCCAUACGAGAUGGCGCUAGUGCAGUCACAUGCAUGCUGCUGCAGUGCUCGGGUCGAGGAGAUGAAUCAGAUCAGGACGCAGCGGAGCUAGUUCUCGUCGUGGAUCACAAACUCCUUAAUCAUUCUGUCUUUUCAGAUACGCCACGAUUGCGAGUCGUCCAUGACUUCUCGUCACUGGCUAACCAGCAUCGAAUAUUGUUCUGGUCAGCAGCUGUUUGUCUGUGUGUGUAUGAGAGAAAGAGAGAGAGACGGAGACUGAUGCGAGUUGAUUCUCACACUGAAUUCGGAGCAAGUGCAACAUACAAUGUACGUGCAAUGGUCUGGAAACUGCACUAAUUUUGAGGAUAGAUGCACAUGCACAUCCAAUCUCUUCUUAGGUGGCAGGCUGCCAUGAUCUCUCAGAGAGAGAAAGAAAGAAAGUCGAUCAUGGGACAACAACCCAUUUGGAAUAAAAUCAGAAUCAGAGAGAGGGAGAGAGAGAGUUGGAAAGGAAGAGUCAAAAGCUGUCGGGGUUGGAAACAUGAUAUUGCGAAGAGCGAGCGAGCAAUGAUCAAAGGAAAUGGAAUGGUGGUGGAAUUUCAACUUCUGUGUUCAAAUUGGAAUCAUCGAUCUUCGACAAUCACCAGGUCUUGCAGUUGUGUUGUUUUGGUAUAUUGACCCGUAUCAGUUUGAAUUUCUCCAUGGCACUUGAACUGUCCGAAAAGAUAUUCCGCAACGGAUGUAUUGCAGAGACCCGAUCUACUAAAGGACAUAUACAUCCGUUGCAUUUGUAUAUCUCGAGUUCUCAAAAUCAUGUCU